Rubroshorea leprosula is the source of this 1156-nucleotide messenger RNA. The record is from the annotation of a GenBank genome assembly. Lineage: Eukaryota; Viridiplantae; Streptophyta; Magnoliopsida; Malvales; Dipterocarpaceae.
GAUAUGUAUCUCCAAGCAGUUAUUUUGGGACCGGGAGAUUGAGAUAUAUCUAGAUACAAGGAUGUCCAUCCCCACUAUAGUUGCUGGUGUACGUGUUGAUUUCCGUGAUGUGAAUGGAUGGACUGCACUUCACUGGGCAGCAUUUUGUGGCAGAAAGCACACGGUGGCUUCCCUCAUUUCGUUAGGUGCAGCUACUAGAGCAUUAACACAUCCAUCACCUAAAUAUCCCUCAGGCAGAACUCCUGCUGUUCUGGCGUCUGUUAAUGGACAUAAAGGAAUUGCUGAAUCCCUUGCACAUUGCUGGUUGGAUAUCCACAUUUCAUGCAUUAAUUUGGACCACCAAGAGGACCUUGCAGGACCAAAAGCAGUACAGAAAAUUUCAGAAAUAAGUGCAGCACCACUUAGCUUAGUGAAUGCAUCAGAUUGCCAGUCGCAAAAGGACUUACCAGCCAAUAGUCCUUGUUUUCUUGAAUUUUGUUUGGAGUUCCUGAAGUUAUUUAAGAAAAUUCCAACCGCUGGGAAACCCAUGUUUCUCGAGUCUGCAGUUAGGUUUUUCCUUCGAGCCGAAAAUCUGAGUGAUGAAGAGGAAGAGGAGAAAGAAGAGGACAAGGGGCCGGAGGACGAGCGACCGGAGAAGGAUGAGGGACCGGAGAAGGACGAGGGACGGAAGAACGAGAAAAAAGAGGGAAAGAAACGAGCACCAGACUCUGCUUUGGAGAGUGGAAAGUCAAACAAGAUUUUGAAGGCAUAUUUAGCGUACAUGGCUCUGUUGACCGCAUAUUACAAUGUUCAAAGCAUGGUGACAAUCCAAAUGCUUGUGUUGGUAUUUGUUGAGGCUUCUAAAAACACUGGAGAAAGAAAGCUUUCUUAUAUUGAUGAUGGAUUUGAACCGUCAGCGAUUCGCGAGUAGGCGAGGAAACAACGGCGGAAUUAAGUGUGUUUCCGUAUAUGUUGGUUUUACCUCCAUUCGAUCUAUCUGAGCAGGUGUGAUGUUGAUGUAAGAGUCAGGACGACGGAGUGGGCUUUGGAAGGAAUUUUAGCCAUGAAUUUAGGGUUUACUUUGUGGUUAAAGGGUGUUUACACCUAAAAAUAAACCAAUGAGAGAAGAUCACAUGUCAAGUUGAAGUCUAAUUAUCAAGAAAAUUAAGUUAACAGG